CUUAAAUUUAAUACGUUAUUAAAACUCAACUGUCAAGGUUAAUGUAUAAAAUAGUGAAAAAAAAAACCUAAAAACAAAUGUGUUGAUUAUUCUGAAAUGGAGGAAUUACUACUUAUUAACAACAGAGGGAGUAUAUCUUAGAAUGAAUUGUUCAAGCUCCAAAUAGGAAGUCCUUCUAUAGUUCUAUCUUUCAAGUUUCAGCCUACAAAUUAUUCAACCAUUCCAAUUUCCAAACAAACCAAAAACAACAUUAAAGUCCAAACAUUAAAAGAACACCUCAACCCAGCCCAAAACUCUACAAGCCCAAGCCCAAAAUUUCUCUCUCCUCCUCUCUCUCCCCACAACGCCGUACUUCCCCUCUCACAAACCCACCAACACAAACCCUCCACCAUUCUCUCCCCCCCACCAUUUUUCACCCCACCAUGGCAUCCACCGUCGGACCACCACCACCGUCCGAUCGCCUCUCCCUCGAAUCAAUCCCAACCAUCGAUCUCCGCCUCCUCUCUCAAUCCGAACUUACCGCACUCUCUCUCUGCUCCGCCCACGCCUUCGACCUCCGCCGUUGCGACGACGUCGUCAUCCCCAAAAUCGACCGCUCCGUCUUCAACGAAUCCGCCGGCAGUCGCAAACAAACCUACUCUCGUCUCCGCCUUGCGCCGCGCAACGUCGGUAACAAUCUCGCUACACCACCCAAACCUCGCCCUUCUUUCACUCCUCUCGACGCCGACAACUCUCGUAUAAUCUCUCUCUUCAAGUCGCUCUUCAAUGGCGGAAUUCACGACGCCGGGAAUAGCGUCGGUAAUGGUGACGACUUCUCCGCGCUUGUUCCUGUUAAUGUUGAGUAUAGCGACGCCUUUCUCGCUGGCGAGGAAGGCGUCGGCGGCGGCGGAGGUGGAGGAGAGAGAAAGCGGAAGCGAGGAAGGAAGGCGAAGAGUGAGUUGAUGAGUGUUGCUGCGGCUGCGACGCCAGUGACGACGGUUGCAUUGGUAGAGGAAGAGGUGAAGGAUGAGGAGGAGAAGGCGGCGUUAGAGGAGGAGAGAGAAAAGGAGUUGGUGAAUAAAAAUGGAGAAGUGGUGAAUUUGGCGGAGUUGGCGAAGAAGGAGGAUCCGUAUGGGGAGGAGAUAAGGCGGCGGACGGAAGGGAAGGAAAGUCCUGAUGAAUUGUUAGGGUUUAUUAGGGAUUUGAAUGGAGUUUGGGGGAGUAGAAGGAAGAAGAGGAAGAUUGUUGAUGCUAAUGAAUUUGGAGAUUAUCUGCCUAAUGGUUGGAAGGUUUUGAUUGCUAUGAAGAAGAAGCUCGGUCGCGCUUGGGUGUUCUGUCGCCGAUAUAUAAGUCCUAAUGGACGGUAUUUUGUGUCCUGCAAGGGAAUCUCGUCUUAUUUGCUCUCCCUGACUAGCCCUGAAGAUUUAAAGCUGCUAACUGCUGUUCAGUACCCAGAAGCUUCAGUGGCUGACAACAAAUUUGCUUCUGAAAAUUCUACAGAUCUGGGGACCAAAACUGAGUACCCGUCAUUAUGUGUGUCUCCUCAAUCUAACGCUUACGAAAAUCAGCAGAAGCUGCUCUCUUCUUCGCAAACUACUGAUAAUGAAAAGCAACUGUCCUUGUUGACAACAGUCCACCCAGGAGAGGUGCAAGCAGCAUCUGCUUUGAAGUGCCACAAAUGUUCCUCUGGUUUUGGUGAAAAGGAUGAGCUUUUGAGCCACCUCUUAUCAUGUCACAAGAGGAAGCGACGAAAAUCUGGUGAACCUGUUGAAGAUGAUGUUGUGAUGAAAGAUGGAAAGUAUGAGUGUCAAUUUUGUAACAAGGAGUUCCAUGAGAGGAGCAGCUAUUUUGGGCAUGUUGGCAUACACGUGAAAAACUAUGUGAAGAGUAUUGGUGGGUCACCAGGUAUGCUAGUGACAACCAAGCCAAAAAAAUCUUCUGUAGCUGUUGCUGAAGUCCCAGUAACUGCCUCUGAGACAGUACGAGAUGUAGAAAUGAAUGUCGUUCCCGUUGCUUCAGUUUCUAAUGUUCUAGCCAGUAGUGACCUUAAUACAAAUUCAUCUGAUAGCAAGCCUGAAGCUGGUAGCAAGGCUGAAACACAUUUGGGAAAUGAUAAAUCUGACCAAAACAAUAUGUCUCUUCAUGCUGAGCUGAAUAAGGAAGCUGCUCAAAUUGAUAAAAUAUCAUCUGAAGAUUCUUCUGGUAAACAUGAUGGAAUCACCCAUACUACUGAUAAUAAUGGCAGGGAGGUAGAGGAGGCAGUUGAGUUUUCUGCUAUGAAGCCUGAUAAUUGUUCUGUUUCAGAGGAGGUGUAUAAUAGUGAGAAUAAUGAUUUAUGCGAGACCCUUGGCGGAAUAACUGCAGCUGAAUGUGUAGAUUCUGAAAUAAAAUCUUCACUUGCACUGGUUGGAAAUGUUGAAUCUUGUACCCUUUCAGAUAGCAAACGGGUAGAUCUUGGAAAUGAUGUCACUGACAACCUCUUGCAAAAGGAUAGUGUGACUUCUGAAAAUAAUCUGCAUACUGAAAAUAAAGAAAACUUAUUAGGUGAUCAGAACUCAGAAGAUAGGUCAUUGGAAGUUAAAACUGUCGAGCAUAGUUGUUUUAGUGAGAGUUUGGAAGUUGGGAAUGAUGACAGGUUGUUGGAGAAUUCCAACAACAGUGGCCAUCUUGAUCUUGACAUUGUGGCUGCUGAUGAAGUCCAGCAUACCGGAAGCUUGGACGAAUAUACAGAAGUCCUUUGCAAGGAAGAGGAAACAUGUGGUUUUACCACCAACAAGAUUGAGCUUAUGGAAUCUCCAUUGGCAGCUUCCAAUGAGAACAGUUCUUGUCCUCCAUCAGGGGAUCAACCUACAACUAUGAUGCAGAAUUAUGUUGGGAAAGAUUUUUUUGGCAUGGUAAGUGAGACGGAGGUCGACAUGUGUAGCUUGGAAGACAAUGAAGCAACAGUUGAUGUUGAGAGGUGUAUUUCUCAGGAAAGACCUGAAAGCUGUGCAACUCUUCUAUUAAAAGAUAAUGGUUGUGGUUAUAUUGCAAAUGAGGCUCACACAGUUCCCCUUAUAAAUAUGAUAGAACCUAAAGAAACAGGAGUUUUUCAGAUUGAGCAAACUUGUAGCCUUGAGAAUAGCCCAAGGGAGCUGUCAAAUAAAAAAAGUGAGGAGCCUAAAAAUGACCCAGUUAUGAAUUCAAGCAACCUAAUUUUAACUCCUGGAAGUAAUGAUAGACAUUUAGGUGCUAAUGUUAUAGCUAGCAGUGAUCAAGGACAUAGUGAUGUCUCUAAUCUACUAGGGGCCUUCAGUAACUUUGUAGAGGAUAAGCAUAAUCAAGUUCCAAAAGGUCUUCUGUCGGACCUUUCCAUUAACGAGCACAUGCGUGAAGUUGCCAUGAAUAGUGUGACAGAUGUUCCUUCCACUACAACUACAACACAGCUUCCUGAACUUGAUAAGGUGGACGUCUCAAGGACUAAUAAGAUGAUUUUUGAUUUUGACAAUAUCCCUGAAAUGAAUGCAAGAUUCCUUAGUUCUGUGCAGAAUGAGACUGUUCCUGAAGGGACUUCCCCUUUUUCACUGUGGGGGCAGCAAACAUGUACAAUUGAAGACAAUCAAACGAGGGUUUAUGGAGGUGCUAGGGGUGUUUCUCAGCAAGAGAGGGCUUCUGACAAUAAUUCACUUAAUCUAGUAGGUCUUCAGCAACCUACAGAUGUAGGAUAUAACUUGAACAAGGUCUGUAUGAAUGAGCAAAGGUAUAGUGUUCAGCAUAAUGAAACUGGUGUAUACAGAAAUAACAAUGAAAUUGAGAGGGAGGGGAUAUACAGUGGUGCCAGGGGUAUUGUUCAGCAGGAGAGGGCUUCUGAUAAUAAUUUGCUUAAUUUGGUCGGUCUUCAGCAACCUUCAGAUGCAGGGUUUAAUUUGAACAAGGUCCAUAUGAAUGAGCAAAGAUAUGGUAUGCAGCAUAAUGAAUCUGGAGUAUACAGAAAAAGUAACGAAGCCAGGAGAGAGGGGAUAUCUCAUGGAAACACUCUGAAUCUAGCUGGUCUUCAGCAGCAAUGUGAUGCUGGAUAUAACUUGAACAAGCCCUGUAUAAAUCAGCAAAGUUAUGGCAUGCAAUGCAAUGAAACUGGAGCUUACAGUACAAGCGAUGAGUCCAAACAAGAGAGGGUGGCUUAUGGAAACUCUCUUAGCCUAGCUAGUGUUCCUCAAACAUGUGAUACCAGGUAUAGCUUGGACAAAGCUUGCAUUCAGCAAGCAUGUGACACAGGUUUUAGUUUGAACAAGGGAUAUAUGGGGAACAUGCAGGAAUUUUCUAAAUUAGAUGAACUUGGACACUCUCGGGAUCGAGACUUAAUGGUUGGUUUUGGAAAUGGUGGUGGAAGACCUAGUCAGGGUGUUGCAAAUGAUUUUUUAUGGAGAGCAACAGAUGGAAAUAUUUUACCCGGUGGUUUAAUGGAUUCUUCACCAUCCCAGGGACAGUCAUCAGGCUCCUAUCAAGCAUUUGAUUUCCUUUCAGACAAGGGUGGGAAUGAUCUGUAUGCUGCUAAUGAGAAAUUUGAUAAUAUUUCAAGCUUCGAAGGGCUGAGACCUACCAAUGUGGAACCAAUGGAAUUCAGUUUCAUGACUACGCAAGAGUCAAAUGCUCAAUUGGAUCACCAAAAGGUCAUGUCAUACAAUGCACAGAUGAAUCAAGGAUUUGGUUGGCAUCAAAAACCAAAUGCCAUGCCAAAUAUGAUGACUGGACAUGUUGUUAGCACAUUAUGUGUUUGGUGUGGAAAUGAAUUUCAUCAAGAUUCACUGGGUUGUGAAAUGCAAGCUGGUUCAAUUGGUUAUCUAUGUCCAACCUGCAAGGCUAGAAUGUCAGGGCAAUUCCUGUAGAUGAGUUGUUCCUACAUUCGUGGUCAGGCUCAAUAAAUGGUAAAGUUCACAUCUGAUGCUGAUGCUGUUUGUAUUUUGUAAUUUUGUUGUAAAUUGAUUUAGUUCCAUCAUGCAUUCAUUCAUGUUCUCGGCUCUACUCGGAUUAGAAAUGGUAGGUGUGAUUUCUUUUGGGAAAAAAAAUGAAUGCAACAAUGUGUAUAGUGCUGCGUUUAGUUUCUUAGGCUAAUCAUACUUAGCUAUGCUACAUUAGUUGAGUUUCUAAGAAUGCAACAAUCUAUAGAGAUUUGUGCAUCUGCUGAUAUGGAAACUCCCAUAUGUUUUGAAGGGCUUUAGGCUUAUCUUGUUUAACACUUAGUACUUAGUAGUAGCAAUAUAAAUUCCUUAAUGGUUGACUUUUACUGUUGUUUCUCAGAAAAUGAAUGAAGCUAAUAGGUGAGUUUUACAGAUCUUAUGCUCUA
Molecule: messenger RNA, 5302 nt
Organism: Chenopodium quinoa (quinoa)
Lineage: Eukaryota; Viridiplantae; Streptophyta; Magnoliopsida; Caryophyllales; Amaranthaceae
Exons: 4
Coding region: 423-4844 (1473 amino acids)
Molecular function (GO): DNA binding
Source: RefSeq, a predicted model, not a curated record